This is a messenger RNA of Emiliania huxleyi CCMP1516, 769 nucleotides long. RefSeq lists its product as hypothetical. The record is from RefSeq and is a predicted model, not a curated record. NCBI's taxonomy places the organism in Eukaryota, Haptophyta, Isochrysidales, Noelaerhabdaceae. The transcript has 5 exons. Bases 12 to 332 code for a protein of 106 amino acids.
CUAAGUGUGCCAUGGCGUCCAUCGUUCUCGACCAGCGGGAGAGGAUUGUCGCCGUCAACUCGGCGUGGACACGGCUGUGUGGCUUCUCGGCCAACGAGGCCCUCGGCAGCUCUCCAAAGCUCCUCCAGGGACCGAAGACAGACACGCGAGAGGCAAGGGCCUUUGCCGAGGCGUGCCGCCUCGGCUCUGCGUCCACCACGCUGACAAACUACCGCAAGGACGGCUCGCCCUUCACGCACCGCAUCAGAUCGCGCCGCGUGCUCGACGCCUCCGGACGCGUCUACUACCUGAGUGAGGGCCGGGAAGUGCACGGUGGCCCGGCGGGUCGGUGACUGGCGGCCUCCUCCUCCUCGCGGCUGGCACCAGCGGCUUUCUCUUCCUCGCGUCGGCCGCCCUCCUUCCGGGCAGCCUGGUCGCCGCCGGCUUCCUCGCCGCCCUUCCUCUCCUCGCCGCCCUCCUCAACCUCCUCCUGCCUGCCCUCGCCUCCUCGGCGCCGCUGCUCUCCCUCCUCGCUCAGCCAGACAACUUGCCCGCCCUCGGCGCCGCCCUGCCGCCCUUCCUCCUCCUCCUCCUCCUCCUCUUCGCCGCCGCCGCCAUCGUCGCGGAGGGAGAGGAGGAGCCGCACGCCGUCGGCGGCAGCGGCGAGGGCGGCGAUGCGGCGGCAGAGGGCGCGGUGGAUACGGCGGCAGCAGUGAAUGGGGAUGAGGCGGCCAUGGCGGCGGCGCGGGCGAAGCGGGCGGCGGCGGGGAAGGCUGCAGACGGGGCGGCG